Messenger RNA from Eriocheir sinensis (Chinese mitten crab), 5750 nucleotides. Its product is annotated as nidogen-like. The transcript has 32 exons. The record is from RefSeq and is a predicted model, not a curated record. NCBI's taxonomy places the organism in Eukaryota, Metazoa, Arthropoda, Malacostraca, Decapoda, Varunidae. Gene Ontology annotation, biological process: cell-matrix adhesion. The coding region runs from base 290 to 5161 and encodes 1623 amino acids. Gene Ontology annotation, molecular function: calcium ion binding.
UUCUGCGCUCCUCUCUCGCCCACGCUCCAUGCUCGUACCCAUCGCUUACCACUUAGCUUGCGACUGUGCAGGCGCGUGUUGACGGACUACGAACCUUGUUAAUGAAACGACAUGGAUUAUAUGUUUCUAACUGUGGAAAAAUGACGGAAGCCUUAUCAGCAAGCAGUGGGACCAUGUUGUCGUAGUGUUAACGCUCCACCAGACAGCCUCUUGAAAGACUCGUUUUCCUCCCUUCGCCGGUGAGGGACCAACAGUGCUCUCCCUGGGGCCCGGACCUCUCCCAGCCACCAUGGAGCUUCGGGGCUUCCUUCUCUAUUUCGUUCUGUUGGCGACGCUGCUAGUGGCUCCCUCCCGCGCGGUGCUCAAGUCCUAUUUCUAUCGCUUCGGUGAGGACGCCGGAGACACGCCCCUGCCAGACGAGGACGAAAUCUCCUCCCCGGAAACAAGACUGAGAGUUCCCAUCGUCUUCUUCGGCCAGAUAUACGAUUCGAUAUUCAUCAACAGCAACGGUUUCAUCUCCUUCCUGACGGAGAUCCCAAACUUCUUCAACGUCCAGUUCCCUCUCGAGUACCCGAUCAUCGCUCCGUUCUACUCAGACGUGGACGCGAGGGAGGCGGGGGCAAUAUGGUACAGAGAGACGUCAGAUCCAGGUACAGUGGCUCGAGCUAAGGCGGAGGUAAGACAGCACUUCAGCGACGCCGCAGCCUUCGAGCCAAAAGGUGUCUUCAUCGUGACAUGGGACGGUGUUGGGCCCUACAACCAGCGCACGGACAGGAUCAACACGUACCAGCUCAUCUUGGUUACUGACGGCCAGGAGUCUUACGCGCUCUUCCACUACGCUGACGGCGGCAUCCAGUGGCUCAAGGGCGACGGCAAGAACCCGAGCCUGGCUGAUGCCCGGGGCCAGGCCGGCCUGGUGUCUGGGGACGGCAGGUACUUCCUGCUGAAGGGCUCCGGCACCGACCAAGUGAGAAGCCUUGACAAAUGGAGUAACUGUGGCAACCCAGGAGUCUGGAUGUUCCGCAUUGGACAGCUGAGUCUGAGCGAGACUGUGCAGCCUCCAGAUUUGGAUGUGGACGAAAGCACGAAUCAGGACGCAGACCUGAUCCAGUCCUGUGCCUUGGGCGGCUCCUUGUGUCACUCCAAAGCUAAAUGCAUCGACUACACUCCAGGGUUCUGCUGCAGUUGUGAAGAGGACUAUCUGGGGAAUGGCAUUAACUGUGUUCCUAAAGGGGAACCCAUUCGAAUAAAUGGCAAGGUAAUUGGAGAUAUCAAUGGAGUAACACUAACUGAUGCGGAUCUCCAUUCUUAUGUGCUGACUUCCGAGGGUCGCAGCUACACGGCGCUCUCAAGAAUUCCUUCACAGAUUGGCUAUGACCUGCAAAGCAUCACUGCCAUUGGCACCGGCAUUGCUUGGCUUUUUGCAUCACCAGUAAAUAAUGUGAAAAAUGGCUUUUCCUUAACAGGCGGCAGCUUGAACCGCACAGUGGAGGUGGACUUUCCUCAGACUGGCCAUCGAGUUGAGGUGCAGCAACAGUUUAAGGGACUUGAUGUCUUCAACUAUGUUAAGGUGAAGACUCAAAUCACUGGCUCUGUCCCAACAAUCCCUGUCGGCUCAAAGAUUGAAAUGAAUGCAUUCAGUGAAGAAUAUACCAAAGUCAAGCCUGGUCAACUAAGGGCAAGGUCUAGUCGAGUAUUUCGACUGAAAGGGCAAAGUAUUGACACUCCAUUUACUGUAGAGACAACUAUAGACUUUGAUGAUUGUGAAUGGAGGGCCCUGGAUGUUGGAGAACAAGAGACUCUAAGACUCAAGGUUCCAGAAAACAUCUUCAUCCAGUAUGAUUCUGCAGAGGAGAUUGUUCGUUAUGCUCUCUCGGCAAAGUUGGCUCCUCUCGAGGAGAUCGACCCCUGUGUCGAGGGACGGCAAGAGUGUGGAGAAAAUAGUCAAUGUGUCGUUGAUGGUGACACAUUCAGGUGUGUAUGUGCACGGGGUUAUGAGGAGCUGUAUGAUGCCACACUAAACAAAGGAAUCUGUUUGGACCUGAAUGAAUGCAGCACCAGCCGGCACUCCUGCCACACCAAUGCCAUCUGUACCAAUACUCCGGGCAGCUUCACUUGCACAUGUAAGCCAGACUUCACUGGAGAUGGGUUCAACUGUGAAAAGGUUGGAAGUUGCGAUGGCAUCCCGUGCGAUCCCAAUGCCUUGUGUGAGCGGCGCUAUGGCGAGACCAAGUGUGUGUGUCGUCCUGGCUUCUUUGGAGAUGGCCUCAUCUGCACCAGAGAGAUUGAGGUAUCAUCGGUGCAGCAGCAGAGUUCCUGUGUGGAUUAUGAUGUUUGCGGUCGCUUUGCUGAGUGCGUCUAUGAUGACUCUGUUCGCAGCUUUCGAUGUGAAUGUCUUCCGGGUUACAGUGGAGAUGGACAAACAUGUCAGUCAGUUGGUCCUGAGACUUGUGAAACUGCCAGAAACUGCUCCCCAUAUGGGGUGUGUAUAAUAGUUGGGGAUGAGUACAGGUGUCAGUGCAUGCCUGGCUUCACAGGGGAUGGCUAUUCAUGUGAAGUGGCUGACUCAGUGACCACUGUUUACCAACCAGAGGAGCCCAAACAACCAUAUUAUCCUGAGGAACCCCAACAACCAUAUUAUCCCGAGGAACCCCAACAACCAUAUAAUCCCGAGGAACCCCAACAACCAUAUAAUCCCGAGGAACCCCAACAACCAUAUAAUCCCGAGGAACCCCAACAACCAUAUAAUCCCGAGGAACCCCAACAACCAUAUUAUCCCGAGGAACCCCAACAACCAUAUUAUCCCGAGGAACCCCAACAACCAUAUUAUCCCGAGGAACCCCAACAACCAUAUUAUCCCGAGGAACCCCAACAACCAUAUAAUCCCGAGGAACCCCAACAACCAUAUUAUCCCGAGGAACCCCAACAACCAUAUCCCCAGGAGCCCCAACAACCAUAUCCCCAGGAGCCUGAACAGCCACACCAGAUUGAGGAGUCACACCCAACUGAACAGUCACACCAUGCAGAGAGUUCUAAACCACAACUCCCUAAAAUUUUGGAACCUGAAUGUGUUUUUGGUGUGUGUUGGUGCCCUUCAAACUACGGCCACAAUCCUCAGCACAAUCAUUGUGAACUCAUAGAUGCAUCAUCAUCAUCUGCAAAUGGAGGACAAGAGAUCCCUGAACCAUACUGUGGCGCUGCUAAGUGUGUCUGUACAAAAGGCUACCAGUAUGAUGCUGCUGGACAUGCUUGUAUUCCUCAGGUAACUGAAGAAGAAUCAGAGGUGCAUGAAGUGGCUCGGCCGCUGCCCGAGUGUUUCCACGGCAGGUGUUCAUGCCCUCGAGGCUAUUCAUACGACUACACCCAAAAUGCCUGUUUGUCCAGCAACACUCCAGGCUACAACUACAAUAUUCAAGGAGGAGGUCACGAACAAACUGCUUCCUGCCAUGAUGUCAACAACUGCCACCCCAAUGCUCAGUGUAUGUAUGACAGCUACAUCCAGAGCUACUCAUGUCGGUGUAAUGCUGGGUAUGAUGGGGAUGGAAUCUACUGCAAUAAGCUGGAUGUGUCAUGUGAUCGUGUGGACAUUUGCCACAUUCACGCUCAGUGCAUCUUUGAUGACCAGACCCUUCAGCAUGUAUGUGUGUGCUUAGCAGGCUACCAAGGUGAUGGUCAAGUGUGCACUCCACAGGAUGAAUGCAACAGUGUAGUAGACUGUGAUGUGAAUGCACAGUGCUUAUAUGACAGCUCCAGCCAACGCUACAAGUGUUCCUGUAAUGAGGGUUACGAAGGAGAUGGUCGCCUCUGCACUCCAAGGAGAGAGGCGGGCUGCAACAUCAUCAACAAUUGUGAUCCCAAUGCAGACUGCAUCUAUGACACAUAUGCUCUAGGUUAUCGCUGCCAGUGCCUGGAUGGGUACCAGGGUGAUGGCCUUUUCUGCUCCCCUGUUCAGAUUGGCUGUAACAUUCUUCAAAACUGUGGGGAGAAUGCUGUAUGUUCCUACAAUGUGGAGGCCAAAGGAUAUCGCUGCAGUUGUCAGGAGGGCUUUGAGGGAGAUGGAUUCUUCUGCAAGUCUUCAAGAUCCUGCCAGUUUGACCCUACAGUGUGCCAUCCACAGGCCAUCUGUGUUUCAGAGCCACUGUCUCCUUAUGAAUAUAAAUGUCAGUGUCAGAAGGGCUUCACUGGUGAUGGACUAACUUGUCAAGAGGCAGCAAAUCACGAGAAGGACAUUCUGCUCCUCAAUCAGGGACUGGCUGUCCUGCGGAUGCCAGUUGAUCCACAAGGAGGGAGAAGUUAUAUCAUUCACUUUGAGGCAUUCAUGACAGCUGUAGGAGCGGAUAUAGACUGUUUGGCGGGCCGCUUCUACUGGACAGAUGUGAGAUCAUCCUCUAUCCGAUCAUCCAAGUAUGAUGGCACUGAACGCCGACCAAUGGUCACCCAAGGUAACAUCGGAUUUCCUGAGGAUAUAGCAGUUGACUGGGUAUCUAAAAACAUCUACUGGACAGACUCAUCAAAUGAUGUUGUGUCUGUAGCUUCUAUUGAGGAUGGAAAGCAACUUACAGUCAUUAAAGAUGGACUCGUCAACCCUCGAGGCAUUGCUGUCCAUCCCGGAUAUGGGUUACUCUUUUGGAGUGACUGGAAUAGACUCGCUCCAAAGAUUGAAGCUUCCGAUUUAGAUGGAUCAAAUCGCCGAGUGAUAGUGGAUGAAGAUAUUUCAUUGCCCAACUCUUUGGUUGUGGAUUAUGAAACCAACACACUCUGCUGGGCUGAUGCUGGAACUAACAAAAUAGAAUGUGUUGGCGUGCAGGGCAGUGGCCGCAGAGUGGUGACAACAGGACCACGUUAUCCAUUUGGUCUCACCAUAUCGGGCCAAAACUUCUAUUACACUGACUGGAAUGACACGAAGAUCCACACAGUUGAUCGAUAUUCUGGUGCUGAGUCUCCUGCUCGAGUCCCACCUCCCGGGGGCUCCGGCAAGUUGUAUGGGAUAUCAGCAGUGCCUGAGUCUUGUCCUCCAGUAUCCAAUGCAUGUGCUGUGGAUGACGGCGGGUGUCCCUCCACUCACUUGUGUCUGCCAAACAGUCGGGGCGGCCGCACCUGUGCCUGCCCCGACCCUGCCAGCCAAGAUGAGGUCACCUCGUGCCAGACAUACACCUACUGAACAUCAACACUCUGAAAUAAAGCUGUAGUUAAUUCAUCAUAGCAUUUACUGAAGCAAUAAAACUGCAUAUUUUCUCAGUAUCUAACCCUGCUAAGGCCCCAGGAAAAUAUUUUUCUAUCAUUUUGUAUUGCUAAUAAUAUAGCUUAUGAAUUACAACUGAUACUUUGGUAAUUUCUGAGGUUUGUAACCAGCAGUAGUUUCAUUAGAAAUACCACUGUGCACCUGUCGAUACUGUUGAAAUGAAAAGUUCAGUAUCCAUGGGAUACUUGUUGGAAGUACGUAAGAUAUAUAUGAAUAUUUUUACCUAUACAGUAUAAGCUGCAAUACAGGAGCACAGCUGAGUGAUGCCCCAAAAUCAUUUAGAUCCAAUUAAGUAGAACCUCAAGGCCAUGGAAUUUUGAAAAUGUAAAGUUAAUUUAAUGCCACUCUUAGAUUUGUACAUUAGAUAGGAUAAACAUAGUAAUGUAUAAUUUUAUGUAUUGUCUUGUGUUGUUUUGUUUUCUUCAUGUAAUAGUUAAUUUAUAUGUUAGUAUUUCUCCCUGACUGUAGAUGGGACUGAAAAGACAAAGGAAUAAAAAUUAUAAAUAAG